This is a messenger RNA of Mesocricetus auratus (golden hamster), 1587 nucleotides long. Its product is annotated as 3-ketoacyl-CoA thiolase B, peroxisomal. Gene Ontology annotation, biological process: fatty acid beta-oxidation; phenylacetate catabolic process. NCBI's taxonomy places the organism in Eukaryota, Metazoa, Chordata, Mammalia, Rodentia, Cricetidae. Gene Ontology annotation, molecular function: acetyl-CoA C-acyltransferase activity. The record is from RefSeq and is a predicted model, not a curated record. Gene Ontology annotation, cellular component: peroxisome.
CUGUGCCAGCCACAGUUUUCCAUUCCCUGGGCUCCGCGCCCAGCGCCCAGGCAAAUCCUCGGGACCCACCUCCUCGAUGCAUCGGCUGCAGGUAGUGCUGGGCCACCUGGCCGGUCGGCAGUCGAGCUCCGCGCUGCAAGCCACGCCCUGCUCCGCGGGCUUCCGGCAGGCCUCGGCCUCCGACGUGGUGGUGGUGCACGGACGGCGCACCCCCAUCGGCCUUGCGGGCCGCGGCGGCUUCAAGGACACCACCCCGGACGAGCUUCUGUCGGCCGUGUUGACCGCGGUUCUCCAGGACGUGAAGCUCAAGCCCGAGGAGCUGGGUGACAUCUCCGUGGGCAACGUGCUUUUGCCGGGGGCUGGAGCCGUCUUGGCGCGCAUUGCCCAGUUCCUGAGUGACAUUCCAGAGACUGUCCCUUUGUCUACUGUCAACAGACAGUGUUCCUCAGGGCUGCAGGCAGUGGCCAACAUCGCUGGUGGCAUCAGAAAUGGGUCUUAUGACAUUGGCAUGGCCUGUGGGGUGGAGUCCAUGUCCCUGUCUGAGAGAGGGAACUCCGGGAAUGUUUCUCCACGUCUGCUGGAGAACGAGAAGGCCAGAGAUUGCCUGAUUCCUAUGGGGAUAACCUUGGAGAACGUGGCUGAGCGGUUCAGCAUUUCACGGCAGAAGCAGGACGCCUUCGCUCUGGCCUCCCAGCGGAAGGCAGCGAGAGCCCAGAGCAGGGGCUGUUUCCAAGCUGAGAUCGUGCCUGUGACAACCGCCGUCCUUGAUGACAAGGGCAACAAGAAAACCGUCACUGUGACCCAGGAUGAGGGUGUCCGUCCCAACACCACCAUGGAGGGCCUGGCCAAGCUGAAGCCGGCCUUCAAGGAUGGAGGCUCUACCACAGCUGGUGGGUGUGGGCCAGGAAUAGGGCUGAUGGAGGUGACCUGUUCUACUCUGAGACCUGGAGCUGCCCAGGCCCCAUGGCAAGGUGAUGGUGGAGGGCUGGCUCUCCUCAGCUCCGUCUGACACCACCACGUCAUGGGCAUCGGUCCUGCCUAUGCCAUCCCUGCAGCCUUGCAGAAAGCAGGGCUGACUGUGAACGACAUAGACAUCUUUGAGAUCAAUGAGGCCUUUGCAAGUCAGGCCCUCUACUGUGUGGAGAAGCUGGGGAUCCCUGCAGAGAAGGUGAACCCCCUGGGGGGUGCAAUAGCCCUGGGCCACCCCCUGGGCUGCACCAGGGCGAGGCAGGUGGUCACCCUGCUCAAUGAACUGAAGCGUCGUGGGAAACGGGCUUAUGGAGUGGUGUCCAUGUGCAUCGGGACGGGCAUGGGAGCCGCUGCUGUCUUCGAAUACCCUGGCAACUGAAGCCCUGGCUGCAGGCACUGCCCAGAGAGUCCUACAGCGGCGGCGGCCAGACAGGGACUCUACGGAAGCAUGGGGCAGCACUGGAGGGGUGGAUCAUGGCACUUUGAUUUGGAAAAUGUGAUCAUCACAAUAUGGGGAUGAUUGAGCAUUGGGCCAGUCACACAGGUUCCUCUUGACCACAGGACAAUGUCUGUCUCUGUCGGACGGUGGCCUCAUGAAAGAUGGGUGUGAUGGGCAAA